AAGAACGGGCGCAUGUCGCCGUCCUUGUUCUUGAUGUUGGCGGCGAGCGCGAUGGGGGGCGGCAGGAGCGACGCCGCAUUCGACGUCGGGAGGUUCAAGUCUGGGAACAUGGCGUUCCCUGAGCCGAUUCAUAUUCAGUUGCCCGAUCUGCGCAAGCUGGAACGAACGUUCAUUGAGAUUGGUCCUCUUUGCAUCCGAUCUGGGCAUGGCCUAAUGCUUGCAGGAGCUGGUUGUGGGGUGGGGAUGGGAAUCGGCGUUGGUUUCCCGUUGACAGGGGCAGGAGGAGGGUUCGACAGCGUCGCGAUGUCGCCGCUAGGAAGGAUCUUGUCGCAGCUGCCCGGAGGAUACACCAUGAUGGACCUGCUGCGGAAGGCGCUUCGAUACUUCCCUUCGGCGAGAGUCGGAGGAGGAUGCGGGAUCGGCUGCGGGUACGGAGUGGGGGUUGGGAUCUUCUCCUCUGGAGGCUCAUCCAUCAUGCCAGUGAGGGAGGAGCAGGUUGACGCCAUGCAGGAAUUGAGGACAAGGUUGGAUGCUCUGGAGACUCGGGUUGAGCAGUUGGAAUCCCGUGCGAGUGAAACAAAGAGCAAGAAAUAGC
Molecule: messenger RNA, 595 nt
Organism: Guillardia theta CCMP2712
Lineage: Eukaryota; Cryptophyceae; Pyrenomonadales; Geminigeraceae
Exons: 9
Coding region: 13-594 (193 amino acids)
Source: RefSeq, a predicted model, not a curated record